CCGGCGGGCGGCGGCGGGCACCGGCGGCGCUCCAGGUACCGGCGGCUGAGGUGGCGAGGCCGCCCCCCGGGGGCCAGCGGGCAGGCGGGGACUCCGGCCCGCCGCGCCCCUGUGCUGCGGUGAGCUUUCGUGCCCGGAGCACUCGUCUCUCCGCGGCGCCAGCCGGGGCCAGCCGGCUCUCCCCGCCCAGCCAGCCCCGGCCCUACCUGCGGCCGCCGUCGGGGGAGGGGGGUCCCCCCAGCUCUGCGGAGCCGCAUGAACAAUAGGCGGCGGCGGCUCCUGCGGGCGGCGACAGCCCCGCACCCUAUGGAUCGGCCGCUCCAUGGAGCCCUCCAGAGCGCUUCUCGGCUGCCUGGCGAGCGCCGCCGCUGCCGCCCCGCCGGGGGAGGAUGGAACGGGGACCGGGGCCGAGGAGGAGGAGGAAGAGGAGGAGGAGGCGGCGGCGCCCCCUGGGGAGCUGGGCUCCGACGCACCGCUGCCCUACUGGACGGCCGUGUUCGAGUACGAGGCGGCGGGAGAGGACGAGCUGACCCUGCGGCUGGGCGACGUGGUGGAGGUGCUGUCCAAGGACUCGCAGGUGUCCGGCGACGAGGGCUGGUGGACCGGGCAGCUGAACCAGCGGGUGGGCAUCUUCCCCAGCAACUACGUGACUCCGCGCAGCGCCUUCUCCAGCCGCUGCCAGCCUGGCGGCGAGGACCCCAGUUGCUACCCGCCCAUUCAGUUGUUAGAGAUUGAUUUUGCGGAGCUAACCCUGGAAGAGAUUAUUGGCAUUGGGGGAUUUGGGAAGGUCUAUCGUGCUUUCUGGAUAGGCGAUGAGGUAGCCGUGAAAGCAGCUCGCCACGACCCCGAUGAGGACAUCAGCCAGACCAUAGAGAACGUUCGCCAAGAGGCCAAGCUCUUCGCCAUGCUGAAGCACCCCAACAUCAUUGCCCUUAGGGGGGUGUGUCUGAAGGAACCCAACCUCUGCUUAGUCAUGGAGUUUGCUCGUGGAGGGCCUUUGAAUAGAGUGUUAUCUGGGAAAAGGAUCCCCCCGGACAUCCUGGUGAACUGGGCUGUGCAGAUCGCCAGAGGGAUGAACUACCUACAUGAUGAGGCAAUCGUCCCCAUCAUCCACCGUGACCUUAAGUCCAGCAACAUAUUGAUCCUGCAGAAGGUGGAGAAUGGAGACUUAAGCAACAAAAUACUGAAGAUCACUGAUUUUGGCCUGGCUCGGGAAUGGCACCGAACCACCAAGAUGAGUGCAGCAGGGACAUAUGCCUGGAUGGCUCCUGAAGUCAUUCGUGCCUCUAUGUUUUCCAAAGGCAGUGACGUGUGGAGCUAUGGGGUGCUGCUUUGGGAGCUGCUGACUGGCGAGGUGCCCUUCCGAGGCAUCGAUGGCUUAGCAGUGGCUUACGGAGUGGCCAUGAACAAACUUGCCCUUCCUAUUCCUUCUACCUGCCCAGAACCUUUUGCCAAACUCAUGGAAGACUGCUGGAAUCCCGACCCCCAUUCACGACCAUCUUUUACGAGUAUCCUGGACCAGCUAACCACCAUAGAGGAGUCUGGUUUCUUUGAAAUGCCCAAGGACUCCUUCCACUGCCUGCAGGAUGACUGGAAACAUGAGAUUCAGGAGAUGUUUGACCAACUCAGGGCCAAAGAAAAGGAGCUCCGCACCUGGGAGGAGGAGCUGACACGGGCUGCACUGCAGCAGAAGAACCAGGAGGAGCUGCUGCGGCGUCGGGAGCAGGAGCUGGCCGAGCGGGAGAUCGACAUCCUGGAACGGGAGCUCAACAUCAUCAUCCACCAGCUGUGCCAGGAGAAGCCCCGGGUGAAGAAACGCAAGGGCAAGUUCAGGAAGAGCCGGCUGAAGCUCAAGGAUGGCAACCGCAUCAGCCUGCCCUCUGAUUUCCAGCACAAGUUCACGGUGCAGGCCUCCCCGACCAUGGACAAGAGGAAGAGUCUUAUCAACAGCCGCUCCAGCCCUCCUGCAAGCCCCACCAUCAUUCCCCGCCUUCGAGCCAUCCAGUUGACACCAGGUGAAAGCAGCAAAACCUGGGGCCGGAGCUCAGUCAUCCCAAAAGAGGAAGGGGAAGAGGAAGAGAAGAGGGCCCCAAAGAAGAAGGGACGAACAUGGGGGCCAGGGACCCUUGGGCAGAAGGAGCUUGCCUCGGGGGAUGAAGGAUCCCCUCAGAGGCGGGAGAGAGCUAAUGGCUUAAGUACCCCAUCAGAAUCUCCACAUUUCCACUUGGGCCUCAAAUCCCUGGUAGAUGGAUACAAACAGUGGUCGUCCAGUGCCCCCAACCUGGGAAAGGGCCCGAGGAGCAGCCCGGCACUGCCAGGGUUCACCAGCCUCAUGGAGAUGGAGGAUGAGGACAGCGAAGGCCCGAGGAGUGGAGAGAGUCGUCUACAGCAUUCACCUGACCAGUCCUACCUCUGUAUCCCGUUUCCUCGUGGGGAGGAUGGGGAUGGCCCCCCCAGUGACGGAGUCCAUGAGGAGCCCACCCCAGUCAACUCAGCCACCAGUACCCCUCAGCUGACACCAACCAACAGCCUCAGACGCAGUGGGGCACACCACCGCCGCUGUGAGGUGGCUCUGCUUGGCUGUGGGGCUGUUCUGGCAGCCACAGGCCUAGGGUUUGACUUACUGGAAGCUGGCAGGUGCCAGCUGCUUCCCCCAGAGGAGCCCGAGCCGCCAGCCCGGGAGGAGAAGAAGAGGCGUGAAGGUCUUUUCCAGAGGGCCAGCCGUCCUCGACGGAGCACCAGCCCCCCCUCCCGAAAGCUCUUCAAGAAGGAAGAGCCCAUGCUGCUGCUGGGGGACCCCUCAGCUUCCCUGACCCUGCUCUCUCUCUCCUCCAUCUCCGAGUGCAACUCCACCCGCUCCCUACUGCGCUCUGACAGCGAUGAGAUCGUGGUGUACGAGAUGCCAGUCAGCCCCGUCGAGGCCCCACCCCUGACCCCGUGCACCCACAACCCACUGGUCAAUGUGCGGGUGGAGCGCUUCAAGCGAGACCCUAACCAGUCCCUGACUCCCACCCACGUCACCCUCACGGCCCCCACACAGCCCAGUGGUCACCGGCGGACUCCUUCUGAUGGAGCCCUUAAGCCUGUAGCUCUCCUAGCCAGCAGGAGCCCCUCCAGCAACGGGUUGAGCCCCAGCCCUGGAGCAGGAAUGUUGAAAACCCCCAGUCCCAGCCGAGACCCAGGUGAAUUCCCCCGGCUCCCUGACCCUAAUGUGGUCUUUCCCCCAACCCCAAGGCGCUGGAACACACAGCAGGACUCUACCCUGGAGAGACCCAAGACUCUGGAGUUUCUGCCUCGGCCACGUCCUUCUGCCAAUCGGCAACGGCUAGACCCUUGGUGGUUUGUGUCCCCCAGCCAUGCCCGCAGCGCCUCCCCAGCCAACAGCUCCAGCACCGAGACACCCAGCAACCUGGACUCCUGCUUUGCUAGCAGCAGCAGCACUGUGGAGGAGCGGCCUGGGUUGCCGGCCCUGCUCCCAUUCCAGGCAGGGCCGCUGCCCCCCGCAGAGCGGACGCUUCUGGACCUGGACGCAGAGGGGCAGAGUCAGGACAGUACUGUGCCGCUGUGCAGAGCCGAACUGAACACACACAGGCCUACUGCUUACGAGAUCCAGCAGGAAUUCUGGUCUUAGCGUGAAAAGGGGCAGGGGAGGGGCAGGCAAGGGGGACGCAGGGGGAGAUAGAGGGAGCUGGCUGGUACAGUCCUUUCUCAGAGUGGGGCCUCUUGAGAUCCAGCCCUACUUCUUGCACUGAAAAUGCACUUUGAAGAUGGAAGGGAUGGAAACAGGGCCACUUCAGAGGGUCUCCUGCCCUGCAGGACCUUUUUACCCAUGUCCACUGGAGGGGCUGCAGCCAUCAGCUCUGGCUGUGUAGGGGAGGGAGGGGUGCGUGCAUGUCCCCCACCCUCCACAGUCUUCCUCGCCUUUAGGGUGACCCUGCAGAGUCAUCCAGCCAAAUCUGUCUGCUGCUUCUCCUCAGCCAGCUGGGUAUGCCCAGAGCUGUCCUGGGGGUCUCUUUGUUAGCCCUGAGUUCAACCUUCCCACACACUAGUAUUGGAUGUUCUGUGAUUGAUUUUGCUAUUCUUCCCUUGUCCCCCCCAGCACCCAUGAAUGGAAUCUCAUUUGGUGUAAGCUGUCCUGUGUCCCAAAUCCUUUUGUGCCAACUGAGGACUGGGGACAAGUUAGCCCAAUGUAGGGCCAUAAGGGCUGACGGACCUGGCACUACCUACCUGCACUUCCAGGUGCCCCGUCUGUGUAUCUGAGCCUACAGGUGGUAAGGGGAACUGGUUUAGUGAGAAUCGAGGGAAGGGGAGGGAGUAGGAGGAAGUGUAGUCAAGUUACAGUGAGGAGGGUGGUGGAGUCUAUACGUGUUUGUUUUUUGGAAACAGUGAAGGGCAGAAACCAGCACCUGUUGAAGGGCCCCCAUCUGCCUUCCUGGGGUCAGAACACGGUCACACCAUGUGCUGAUAGAAAUGUAUGCUCAUCCCAGGAAUAGCUUCUUGGUGUGCUUUCUGGUGCCAGUUCUGAAGACUGAGUUCUGUGUUCAUCUCUUUGGUUGUCAGAUCUUUUAUGUGUUACUCCCUUCCUUUGGUCUUCCCUCCAAUCCCUGGAAUUCAUGGGCUUCAGGUCUUGUGGUUGGUUGGUAGAUCUCUCCUCCGUGCACCAGAAUAGCACACGGGGUAGGUCCUAGACACUGGGAGUUGGAAAGGUGGGGAUUCCUUUUCAACCGAGCCAUUCGUUUUGUGACACCAUUCGUAAUACCUGCUGUAAAUGGUCGUGGCAAAUUGAUGCUGUUUUUAAGGUGUUCAGUGAGUUGUUGAUGUAUAAUAGCCGUCAAGUCCCAAGGACUGGAAACUGACCUAGGCCACCUCUGCCUCUGUGUACAGGUAGCCCUCUUGCUGGGCUCUGCACUGUGAGCUGGGUAUAAAGGACAACAGAGGCCAACUCUGACUUGUCCCGUAUUUGUGUCCUGAACUUGAAUGUUGAGCUUUGGUAAAAACGUCUCAUAUAUUUCUUCACUGUCCUCCUCUGAGGCUUCUCGUGUUGUAUGUGAGCAGUGAUCUUCAUGUGGCAGUGACAGCCUGACUGGAAGUACAUUCCUCAGGUCCUGCUCCUCUUCCAUCAAGACUGUAAAUGUUGCUCUACUGCCUUUUUCAUGGAAUAUUCUCUGGUGAUGUUGGAGGUCAGUCGGCAGGUUCCUUUGUUGUCUGGAUGCCAGGGUGGGGAGGUGGUGCGACUGGCACAUGGGACAGAUUUGGUCACUGCUCUUUCUCUGUAACUAUGAUAGAAGUCUUGCCCUGGGGAGGACUCAAGAGGGGACCUUGGUUUUCAGUGUUCCUUGCUUUAUGAGCCCAUUCGCCCUUUGGUUCAAGGACCCCCACCGAGGCUUGAGGGCCCCUGGCUCCUGGUUUUGUCACCCAGGAUUUUUACUACAUCUCAUCUUUCUCCUUCUCUUGGUUCAGCGAAGUCAAUAUGUGAGGUGAUUGUUAUUCUUUCAGGACUGGGGGUUGAAACCAGGGCCUCACGCCUGUCAGGCCAGUGCUCUACCAUUGUGCCACAUCCCCAGCCCUGUGUGAGGUUACGUUUUCCCCCAUACCCCUACUCCUCAGUCAGGAGAGGAAAAAAUGUGAUUCCUAUGAGCAGUUCGAGCCAACCCAGUGAGGGCUCUUCACUCUUACUGGGGAAAAUGGCUGUGUGCUUCCCUUGGGCCUUCCAGAGCCUCAGCCCCUAAGCCAUGAAUGUGACCUGUAUGCCCUUGGCUCCACUAAACAGCCCUUAGACAGGCUUUAGCCCACAGGCCAUCCAAAUCAUGCUGGCUCUAGACUGUGUUCUGUGGCAGGGAUUUUUCCUUUGCUCAUUUUUUACUUUUUGUCACUUUGUUAGUUUGUGGCCGUCUUUCUUGGAAAGACGUAGUGUAAUGGAUACAGCGUAAACUGCAAGACAGGCACCUGCCCUUAAGUGAGGGUUGAAUCCAGUUCUUACUCGUCCACCCAGGGGAAAGACAAAGGAAGGCUGGGUCUUUACUAAGGAAAUACUUGAACCUGGAAGAAGUGAGAGCUGGGUUAUUCUGAAGAUGUUGCUGUGAUCCUGCAGGGCGAUAGGGAGGAGUCACCACCUGUCGGUCCUCCAAGCCUGGCCCCUGCCUGCCACUCUGGGGCAAGGCUGGUGAGGGCGUGAAGAGCUAGAGAGUAGCGGUUCGAGUGGGCUUCUGUCCACUCAGGUUUCCUUGCUCUCUGAUGGUGGCCAGGAGUAGGCUUGAAACUGCGGAUGAGGCCACUUGAGCAGCCAUAGCCGCCUCCCCCUUUCCCUUCCCUCACCUCUUCUUAGAGACUACUGUCCUGCUCUUACCAGGUGUCACUAUAUGGAAGAUGGUGACAGGAGUAGGUUGUAUAUUCUCCGCACCAUCCCCUUGGGUCCUUCAGCUCCUCUUGCUAAUUCUGAACUUGAUUGUCCUCCACUGACCCCCUGGGGAUCCAAACUGCUGCCAGGAGCUGAACAGAUGUCUAAGUUGUCCUUAGGUUUUCUUUCCCAUAGGCUUUGGUGGCUGCUCUUAUCUUAGCAUCCUUUGGCGCCCCUAGGGUCUGGCAGUAAUGAUGGUAACACCGACGUCCCACGUUCGAGCAAUAAGGAAUAGUGCUAGCUUUGCCUCCUUCUACGUUUGAUAUGCUUUCUGGAACAGAAGGGGAGAAUGCCUAAAGAUGAUUCUAGCGAAGAGAAAUGAAAAGGCUGUGGGGACUGCUUGUCGAGUCAGCCACCAGGCUCUGAGGCUGAGCACGGUAGCUCCAUACUGCCACCCUGCGUGACCUUAGGCUUGCCCCUUAACCCCUCUCAGGUUUCCUUCCUUUGAAAGCCGUUAUCACACGCUUCCCUCACAAGGGCAGUGGAAGAAGGUCAGUGAGGCAGGGCUCCCUGCCGCCCCUAGAGGAAGCUUCCUCCAUCACUGCAGGAUGAAUUGGCUGAAGUUGACAGUGGCUCUUGCCACCCUGGCCUCAGGGGACUUUGCUUUUGUUUUAUCCUUUGACUUCUGGAAGAGGAGUGGUUUGGAGCUGACUCGGUGUGACUGAUGGGCACCAUGGCCAGCAUGUGCUCUGCGACCACACUGUGUAGCACUUGGUGUUGACCCACAUCCUUCCCUGACCCCCCACUUCACCUGGCAGGGUGGCCAUCCUCACCAUUUGUGUCUUACAGAGGAGGAAAUGGGAGGUGGCAGUUUGGUGCCAGUAUCAGAGUGACAGUUUGCUCUCUCUUAAUUUUUUGGGGUCAGCACUACAGUCUGAUUUGACAAGAGCCACAGUCUGGUAUCAUAAGGCCAGUUCCUACUGGAGGAUCUUUGGGAAAGGGUCCCCUUGCCUGGGGGAUAUCAUGCAUCAGGGUAUGGGGUUCCUCACAAAGCCCCUGCCCCCCAGGCCAGUGUUGUUCAGGGACACAUCUAGAACUGACCUUUACAUCUAGAACUGACCUUUGAUUUGACCUUCCAUAGUGCCCACAUUGGAAACGACCCCCUCAGGCAAAGAAGAUAACCUCCUGAGCAUUCCUAACUCAUGGAGCUCACCUCUUUUUCCCUCCCUCCCUCUCUUUUUUCUCCCAGUAGUGGAGUUUGAACCCCAGGGAGUCUACCACUGAUCUACAUCCUCAGCCCUUUUUAGUUUUUAUUUUGAGACAGAGUCUUGCUAAGUUGCCCAGGCCGGGCUUGAAUUCGUGACCAUCCUGCCUCAGCCUCCAGAGUCCUUGGCAUUGCAGGCAUGCACCACUGUGCCCUGCCCAGGGUUACUUUUCCUAGAGCAAAGAGCAGCUGGGACCGAAGAGUGGAUGGUUGAAAUAGCCAUCUGUCUGGUGGCCCCCAUGAAUGCAGAACCUUGUACUUUUCAUGGUGUGUUUCUUUGAGUUUGUGCCUGUGAAUGAGGUAUUGAGGAGAGAUGGUUAGAGACACUCACGCCCUCUGGAAGGACUCAGGGGAAGAAGCAAGUCCUGCUGUUUGUUCAGUCUAAACAUUUCCUGAGAACUUUGCCAUAUUGGGAACCUGGGGCAGAGGCGGGCGUAGCCCCCAGUGCAUUAUGAACAUAAAUAAACCUGGUGGUAAGAACCUGGUGAUGUGAGCUAUCCACUUACUAGCUGUGAAUUUGCAAAUGUCUUUCCCACUCUGGGCCUCAGGAGCCCAGAUGAACUGGGAUGUGACUGCCUUCCCUAGCUAAAGAAACCCUUCUAACUUCUAGCCAGACACGGUAGCAUGCACUUGUAGUCCCAUCUACUUGGGAGGCUGAGGUAGGAUGAGUACUUGAGCCCAGGAGUUAGGGAUCAGCCUAAAAAUAAUAUAUUAAGACUUUGUCAUUUAAAUAUAUGGUCCUGGAGCUCCAAUGGUGAUAAGCCUCACCUCGCUAGAUCGCUUCCCUUGGUGGAGAAAAGAAUGUAUGUGAAUGUAUGUAUUGUCAUGGGUCAAAAACCGUCCAAUCUUGGUGGCUUCAUAUGGUUCACCCAUACUUCAUAUGGUAUCACUUGCCUCCUUGGCUUGACUGGAGAAUGACUUCUUGUCAAGAUACAGUUAUUAUUAGGAACGCAUUUCCAAAUGUCUCUUCUUUCAGGCAAAACAGUGUUUUCCUAGAUCAAGAAUUCAAGAUGGAGUGUGAGUGCUCACUUAUAAUCCCAGUGACUCAGGAGGCUGAGGCAGGAGGAUCACAAGUUUGGGCCAGCCUUGGCAACUUAGUGAGACUCUUUCUCAAAAUAAAAAAUAAAGAGGACUGGAAUGUAACGUAGUGAUAAAGCACUCCUAGAUGCAAUCCAUAGUACAAAAAAUAAUUAAUUCAAAUUAAUAAAAACCCCAUAUAAAGGAAACCCCACUGCUGCUUCUGAGGAGAGCUAUCUCCUGGCAUUGCCACCUGGGUGCUCUCCACCUCAGGUGCUGGUGUUGGAAGGUGGGAGGUGAGCUGAAAUCCUGACUGAUUGAUUAAUAGAUGCCUAACUAGCCUGACCCAACCCCAGGGCUUCUGACUGGCUCUUCAGGCCAGAUAAGUCUCUCAUUGAUUUUCUCAGAUUGUAUCUAAGAAUUUUGGUUCAUCCAGAGGAGGUGUUGACAGGCUCCACCCACUCUGUCCUUGUGUGUUGCUGGAAGGACCCUGACCUCCCUAGCCGCUUGGGGAGUCCUGGUCUUGGCUCUCUAGAAUGUUGGAUUCUUUCCCCGAGCUCAAGCCUGUAGGACUGGCCCUUCCUGAUUCUUUCUACCUGUGGUUCCCUGCGUCCACUAUAUUGAACCUGCUUUGGACUUUGAGCUGAAAACUGGAGGCUCAGAGCCCAGCUGGCUAGCAGAGCUGGGAGCCUUUCCACACCUCUCUUUUCCCCUUGGAAACAGAUCCGCUUUCCCCCUGACCCAUCUUCCCUCCUGACCAGUCUGACCUGCCCUCCCUGCAAACACCCACUGGCUGGUUUACUAGACUGAUUUGUAGACGUGGAUGUGACAACUGGAUGGAUGUCUCAGGCUGGGAUACUGGAUUGUAGUCCAGGGGUUCAGAGACAAGACUUCCCUGCUGGGAUGCGUGGGGUAGAUAGACCUCCUGGCAUUCUGAAGUCAGGUCAGAUGGCUGUAAGAGGACUCCUGGCAAGCAACGGCCCGCUGGAUGUGCUGUUACUUGUUCUGUCCUUGCUGAAGUUCAAGGUCAGUUUUCAAAAGUUAAUGUGUUGCCCACAUGUCUGAAGUCCUUACUUAGACACCUAUCUGGGCAGAGCCUGGCGUAAUGUAUUGAUAUUGUGUUCAUCAUGGAUUUUUACCUUAAUUUUUUUAUUUUUUUAGAGUACUGCAUCGAAAUAUGAUUUAUCCCUUGAUUACUUAGUUUUUUGAUGACCCCUUAAAUUUACCUCUAAGGUGAGUACCGCUAGUUCUGGCCCUGCCUGCCCCUCCCCUGGACCUGUGAACCACGCUUCGGCAGCAUCGUGAAGCACAGUAUGUGUUUUCGUUUUUUUUUUUUUUUUCUGGACUCCCUUCCCCUGAGUCCCAAGUGAGGCCGGAAGCUCUCUGGGAAUGUUCACAUCUGAUAGGAAGGCGUUGACUUAACCUCAGUGAAGCACCCCGUUUUCCACUUGGGACCUGUAACUCGGGGUGACCUUUCCUUGGUGUUCUCUGGCUGCUCCUCAGGCUCUCGGAGGCCACUCUGGGUAGGAGAUUGGGAUGAUGACUGCAGAGAGGGUCCUGUGGAGUCUCAUCUGAAACCUCUUUGGGGCGUCUUUGGAUUCAAGGGUUCAGCAGUGAAUGGAGGUUUUCGGCCCUCACAUGAUAAGAGCACAAUCCCUACCUAGCACUGUGCCCGAGGGUGAGCCUUCAAAAUUAUCUCUGGCAUCUUUUCACUCUCACCACUUAUUCAACCACAAGUUUCAAAAGCCAUGUUGGCUGUGGCCCUUUUCUUCAUCGCUGUCAGAGUGAGGCAUGGAUUUAUCCUGGCCUAGAUAUAGGGGCUAAUAAUAAAUGAUAAGAAACCAUUAAAGUUCUGCUAUGUGGGAGACACUGUCCUCAGGAUUUCUACACAUAUGUUUUUCGGCUCCUUAUAGUAAUUCUGGGAGUUAGGUAUUACCCCCACUCGAGGCUAUGUGGACUGAGGCUCAGAUGGUUAUAUGACCUGCCUGAGUCACGGGGCUGGGAAGCCAGUUGCUGAUCUAGGUGGUUCUAAUGUCCUCUCUUUCUCCUCUGAGCACAUUUCUAGGCCACUGUUCAGAAGCUGUGAAAUGAACUUAGCCUUGCUCAGGCCAGUCUAGGCUUUGAGGUUGUCCUCUGUCCAAGGAGGAGCUGUGUCCCUCGGCUCAUCUGCCAUCUGCCUGUGUGGCUGGACUCGCCGCCUCCCACAGCGCAGCUACUUCUCUGUUCUUGGUAGCUGUCUACUCCACUUCCUCUCCACGAUUCUUCAGGGAUUUGUGCCGCAACAAGCUGAACAUGUAGCUCAAUUCUGUAGCUCUCCUGCCAGCACCCCUGAAGGCUGCGGGCCUCUUUCCAGCCCAUAGUUGCCCCGCUGUGGCCCUUCAUUACAGCUUCACCCCACUUUUCUUUAUCCCCAUUUGAGCUUGGAAGCCUUACUGUAGUGUGUCUCCUCCUCCUGGGGAACUUGAAAUCAGGCCGCCGCCUUUGUGUCACAGUGAGCCACAGGCCCCUGGUACCUAGCUGUAGCAAGCAGGUGAUAAACUCAUUCACAUUCCCCUCUGCUUCUUCUCACUACCUGUUCUGCACGUUUGUCUGCAACCACACAUGUCCACCCACAGACAUAGCAUGGUCUAAGACUCCUUUUUAGAGGAUUUUUAAGGAAAUGAGUUGGAGAUGGAUUUUACUUAAUUCACAGAAAUGCUUUCUUUGAGAUUUUCAUCUUAGGGCCUUUGAGUCCAGGUAAAGUGAAAGUUGAUAUAUGUGUUUGCUUGUUCCUCUGUAAUUAGCAACUCGUUUUCAUCCCUAGAUCUUCUUUGCACCAAUGUCUUAUCCACGUGACUUGACCCUGUGUCCUAAAUUCCCAUUUUUGCUUUGGGAUUUAAGUUAUUGUGUGCCAUAACAAUAUUUAAAGAUGGAAAAGUCCUGAAGGAAACUUAGUGGGUUCUUUCCUUUGGCUCUUUCUUUCUUUCUUUUUUUUUUUUUUCCUUCUAUUUUCAAGGUACUGUAAAUUGUCAACUAGGGAUGCCAAGCAGGCUUGGUUCAAUGGCUAAACCUCUUAUUGUAUUACAGUGUAAUGCUGAUCUCAGCCUGGUCCCCGCACCAGAGCACAC
This is a messenger RNA of Sciurus carolinensis (gray squirrel), 11725 nucleotides long. RefSeq names its product mitogen-activated protein kinase kinase kinase 9 (gene Map3k9). NCBI's taxonomy places the organism in Eukaryota, Metazoa, Chordata, Mammalia, Rodentia, Sciuridae. Bases 323 to 3631 code for a protein of 1102 amino acids. Gene Ontology annotation, molecular function: protein binding; ATP binding; JUN kinase kinase kinase activity. Gene Ontology annotation, biological process: protein phosphorylation. The record is from RefSeq and is a predicted model, not a curated record. The transcript has 12 exons.